This is a messenger RNA of Cynoglossus semilaevis (tongue sole), 2428 nucleotides long. RefSeq names its product folliculin (gene flcn). Gene Ontology annotation, biological process: positive regulation of transforming growth factor beta receptor signaling pathway; negative regulation of transcription by RNA polymerase II; positive regulation of TORC1 signaling. The coding region runs from base 582 to 2258 and encodes 558 amino acids. Lineage: Eukaryota; Metazoa; Chordata; Actinopteri; Pleuronectiformes; Cynoglossidae. The record is from RefSeq and is a predicted model, not a curated record. Gene Ontology annotation, cellular component: cytosol. Gene Ontology annotation, molecular function: GTPase activator activity. The transcript has 12 exons.
AAGUGAGUAAUGACUGUAAAAAAACAGGCGUUUCUUCGUUUACAUUACACUUUGACCCUGAAUUAUGGCCCGAGAGAGAACUGUGGGAAAUGCAGUUUUAAUUCUAAGGGUUUUUUUGGUCUGAAAUGCUUCGUUUUAUCAACGGUGGAACAGCCUUUGUAAAGAAGUUCUUCAUAAAUAACACUCGUCACGCUUCGAUGCCACCAACACAUUCUUCGUUUCUGGAGCAAACGGGGAAAGAUCUUUCUUUAAGAGGUUUGCCCACUUUUUCCCACUCGGUUUUGUCCGUGAACGCAGCUUAUUGGUCACGCGUCACCCAAGCUCGAGCUCGUGAUUUUGACUCACGUGACGUGACGUGAUGUUUUUGUGGGUUAGCCGCGCAGCUUUAGCCAUAUGCUAAAAUAAGCUGUUAAAACAAACAGCGCUAUAAAACCAAAUCGCAAACAUAAGACAAUGUUAUGGUUGAAAACAUGCUUUAAACGGUUGAUGGAAUAUGGUGUGGAGUAAAGAAGGAGCAAAAAUGGCCGCUAAGGUGUAGCAUUGUAUCAGUGUGUUGAACGUCAGACGGUGCUUCGGUAAAGAUGAACGCUUUAGUGGCUCUCUGUCACUUUUGUGAACUCCAUGGCCCUCGGACACUGUUUUGCACCGAAGCGCUACAUCCACCGUCCCCAUCGUCCCAGCCUGGAGUCCCGGCAGCUGGGGACAGGGAUGGAGAGCGGGAAGGCGAAGGGCUAACAAUGAGGGCCAACAGUUCGGCCACACAAAGAGGUGAAAUGUGUGAGGGCUGUCGAUCUCUACCUGCAUCUCACCCAGGCUUUGUGAGCAUUGACGAUGAAACGGGAAUCCGCUUCCUGAGUCACCAGCAUCCCAGACAACCACAGCUGUUCAGUGUUGUACGACAGGCUUGUGUACGCAGCCUCAGCUGUGAGGUAAACGGUGAUGUGUGUCCUGGUCGUGAAGGACCGAUUUUCUUUGGAGAUGAGCAGCACGGGUUUGUGUUCUCACACACCUUCUUCAUCAAAGACAGCCUGGCCAGGGGCUUUCAGCGUUGGUAUAGUAUUGUCAUGGUCGCCAUGGACAGGAUUUACCUCAUCAACUCAUGGCCUUUUCUGUUACGCCACCUGAAGCUGACCAUACAGAGUCUGCAAAGCACAGCCCUGAAGGUGUUUGACAGUGAACAAGGAGUUUGUCCCCAGAGGGCUGUGAGGAUGAACACUGUGUUUUCACCUGCAGUCUUCCCCCACCAGAGGAGUGGCAAUGCUGCUCGAUCUUUGACGUCUCUCACUCAGCAUCCCAAUCUAUGGGCCAGUCUGCACUGCUCUUUCAGCUGGCUGCUGAAAGCCUGUGGAAGUCGCCUAACAGAGAAGCUUCUGGAAGGAGCUCCUACUGAGGACACCCUGGUGCUGAUAGAGAGACAGACAGAACAAGAGGAGGAAAUGAGCUGCUGGGGAGGUGCAGAGGGAGGGGCAUCCAAGCAGCAACACCAAUCAGGAGGUGAACUUGGACUCAGCUUCUUGUGUGACGAUUCAAAACUACAUGAGUUACCUGGUCCAAAAUUUAGAUCUCUGCGACACCUGAGACAGGUACUGGGGGUUGCUGAGUUUCGGCAGCUAGCGUGGCAUGUGUUGAUGGGAAAUCAGAUUGUAUGGAGAGGAGCUGACCUCUCCCUGACCCAGUCAGCAUUUAAAGUUCUGAAGUCUUUGCUCCCAGUUGGCUGUGUGCGCUGCGUGCCCUUCAGUGAUCAAUAUGAAGAGGCCUACAAAUGCAACUUCCUAGGUCUCAGCCCAGAUGUGCCCAUCCCAGCCCAUGUCAGCUCCUCAGAGUUUUCGCUGCUGGUGGACGUCAGCACAGAGAAGAACUGUCACCUGUUGACUUGUGGAGAGGAUGACAUCACUUCAGGCCAUCAGUUUGUCAUCAGCAGUGCCAGUACUCAGCCCACAGACAGGGGACCAACGUUACUUAACAAGCUGGAGGUGGCGCUGUCCAACGAGAACCUUUCUGUGGAUGUGGUGUCUCACUGCUUGCUAUGUCUCAAAGAAGAGUGGAUGAAUAAAGUCAAGGUGCUGUUCAAGUUCUCCAAGGUCGAUGGCCGAGAGAGGGACGACACCCAGAAGGUUCUGGCCCUUCUUGGUGCCACGGGAUCUGGUGAAGAGGACAACGUCAGGCUCCUGAAGUUCUGGAUGACCGGUCUGAGCAAAACCUACAAGAGCCAUUUGAUGACAGCUGUCCGGGGGGGGGAGAGGAGCCCCAGUCAGUGACAAAGGGAAUAGGAGAAGUCUAACAGUUGUUCUUCAGUCUAGAUGUAGAGGGCAAUAAAGAGGGGAUCAUUUUUGUCUUUUAAAUUUAACUUAUUCGGAAAAACAGCUUUGCACUUUAUUCACUCUUUCACAAUAGUUUUAAAGUGAAAUAAAUUGGUUUUAAAUGCUCA